Molecule: messenger RNA, 1276 nt
Organism: Daldinia caldariorum
Lineage: Eukaryota; Fungi; Ascomycota; Sordariomycetes; Xylariales; Hypoxylaceae
Exons: 3
Coding region: 265-738 (157 amino acids)
Source: RefSeq, a predicted model, not a curated record
CCCAGGCGCACAACUUAUGUUUUUUAUGCUUAUGCUGUAACGGAGUAUCUUUGUGUUGUCCAGACUUGGGCGAAAUCAAGAUAACGUACUCUACGUUGGCGUUUGCUGAACCAUCAAAGGGAGAACAUGUAACCAUUUGCUGAGCGUUCCAGCACCAAAGACUUCAAACCAGCAACGGCGAACUUUCACCAUCUAAUCUUUACUCCUCAACUUUGAACAUCAAUAUACCUAGCACCAUACUUACGCCAAAAGAGACGUCUGCACAUGCAUCCCAAUUCUCACAGAGGAGCAAGGAAGAGGAACUCCGCAAUGCCUUCUCCGGUAAAAGCUUCAGGGGUUUCUUUCAGCCUUUCACCGCCUGCGCGGGUUCGAAUUGGCACAGGGUUCCGGAUAAGGAUUCGGGCGCCCGCCAAUGAAGACAAUGGUUCGAUGGCCAUCGUAAGGCUCGUGCGCGUGCCUUCCUGCCGAGACAAUUCGUCGACAACGGGCUUGCUCGCCUCCGCGGACCUGUUCCAGGGAAACGUGGUUGGAAACUGGCAGGCCGAGACGAGCCAACCCGCCAGCAACGGCCAGCAAUACGAAAUUAUGGAGUUCAAGUCCCUCGUCGUCAACCAACCGGGCUCCUACUAUCUGAGGAUCCAACUCUACGGCGCGCCGGCGGCCAGUGGGGAAAGAUCUGGCUUCCAUGUGGAGCACAUCAGAAAUCUGGAUAGCGAGAGGUUCUAUGUGGGGACAUGAUGGAUGAUGCUAGUACCAAGUUCUGCAAGAACUUCACGCUAAUACAAUGUGCACAUAGUUUAAAAAAUUCUGGCCUUGAUCGGGAAAAGAGGCUCUGCGCGUCAGUUCAGGAAAAAGCUCUGUAAUAUUUUUAGGUAUUUGAUUGGGUCCUUCGGUGGUACUUUACCGAAUUUCAUUUGUUUCUCCGUUAGAAGGUGGCAAACCCCGAUAUUUUGUCCUCGUGGAGACAUCCUCGUCCUCCUCCUUAAUACGCUUAUUACCUAUUGUCUUCGUCUAAUUAAUACUCGGAAGGGGCGGUGGCAUGGUACGACUAUCUCUAGGUGGGUAGUUUAUGGGCUUUUUAUAAUAAUCUGAAAGACUGAUGAGAUAUGAAUCAAUAUAGAUCGUUGAUGUGUUAUAAUAAUAAAAAUUAGUUGCACGAAAAAAAACCACUUCUGAUAGUGCGAAACGCUUACGAAUACCUCCCCGCUUCUCGAAUGUAUUGCAAGAGAACGUCCUUUGUAAAUAAGUAGUUUUUUUCUCGAGGGGAAUAAUAGAC